Messenger RNA from Thermochaetoides thermophila DSM 1495, 699 nucleotides. Its product is annotated as phosphatase-like protein. The record is from RefSeq and is a predicted model, not a curated record. Gene Ontology annotation, cellular component: cytoplasm. Bases 1 to 699 code for a protein of 232 amino acids. Gene Ontology annotation, biological process: dephosphorylation; L-serine biosynthetic process. Lineage: Eukaryota; Fungi; Ascomycota; Sordariomycetes; Sordariales; Chaetomiaceae. Gene Ontology annotation, molecular function: magnesium ion binding; phosphatase activity. The transcript has 3 exons.
AUGGGUUCCGUUUCCCCAGCAACCCUUCCUGCGCUCAAGACAAAUCCCAAGUUCAUCUUCUUCACGGAUUUUGACGGCACCAUCACUCAGCAAGACAGCAAUGACUACAUGACGGACAACCUGGGCUUUGGCCCGGAGCUGCGUCGCAAGGGCAACCAGGACGUGCUCCAUGGCCGUCGCCAUUUCCGCGAUGCCUUCCGGGAGAUGCUCGACAGCAUUAGCACCCCCUUGGACCAGUGCAUCGACAUCCUCCGCAAGAACAUCGACCUCGAUCCUGGCUUCAAAGAGUUCUUUCACUGGGCCAAGGAGAACAACAUGCCCAUUGUCGUCCUGAGUGGUGGCAUGGAGCCCAUCAUCCGCGCCCUGCUUGCCCACAUGCUCGGCGAGGAGGAGGCCAAGUCGCUGCAGAUUGUUAGCAACCAGGUUGCACCGAGGCCCGGGAAGAGCAUCAACGAUGAGAAUGGAUGGCAGAUUGUGUAUCAUGAUGACAGUGGGUUUGGACACGACAAGUCCCUAGAGAUCCGUCCUUACGCCAGACUUCCAGCUGAGGAGAGGCCGGUCCUCUUUUACGCUGGUGACGGUGUGUCUGAUCUGUCAGCCGCCAAGGAGACUGACCUGCUCUUUGCCAAAGCAGGACGCGUAAAGGAUAUCGCUGCGGGAAAACUGUCUGUAAAGGAGGCUGCCUCUGGUAGGCAAUGA